AUGGCCAACUUCUCGGUCAGUCCGAGUCCGACGACGGCCCGUGUAACAGAGAGCCUGCUCAGCCUGCCGCGGCUUUUCGAGAUCUAUGCGGAUGAUGGUGCGCUCGCAGUUUCGCUUGAGAUGCUUCCGCACAUCAGCAAGACGUUUCUCAGCGCAGUCGCGGAGCGUGUGGCGCCUUCGCCCACACCGUCACAUACAAUGCCCGAGCUGAAGCCUCGGCGCUCCUCGUCACUCACCCUGUUGCACGGACAGGUCACGGGCAUGCAGGCGCAAGUGCAAGCACAGAACGUUCCGGAGAUGCACGUUCCUCCAGAGGCAGUCACCGCUGCAUGUUUAACGUCCCUUACUCGAACUGUACUCGCACGUCUCACGCGUACGGCCCUUCCGCGUAUUCCGGGGCUGACCACUGCGAGUACGGCUCAACUGGCAACCGGAUCUCAGUUGGCUGCGUGGAAUGGCCACCGCUUACGCGAUGGCGCAAAUUGGGUAGAAGAAACUGAUACAGAAGGCAAGCGAAAGAUCCAGGAGGAACAAGAAGCCGUGGGCGAGAGCGGAAGUGUUUCGCAUACCGAAAAAGAGAAGAGUGCUGAGAAUAAAGAUGAAGAGCAGGACGAGAAUGAGAAAGAUAGUGAACAGCAGAUCAGACAGUAUUCCAUCUCAGACAAUGACGGACACAGUGGAUAUGUGCCUUUGACCUGCAAAGCGGGGACCACGAGCAAGGACAGUGCCGCCACCACCUGCGGCCUCUACGCCAAACGCCUGUAG
Laetiporus sulphureus 93-53 is the source of this 765-nucleotide messenger RNA. RefSeq lists its product as uncharacterized. The coding region runs from base 1 to 765 and encodes 254 amino acids. The transcript is spliced from 3 exons. The record is from RefSeq and is a predicted model, not a curated record. NCBI's taxonomy places the organism in Eukaryota, Fungi, Basidiomycota, Agaricomycetes, Polyporales, Laetiporaceae.